AUGUAUGGCUGCAGCGUGGGGAUGGUGUCGGGCUUCCUGGGCGUCCUGGGCUUCAGCAUCUUCCAGACCCCCCACCGCCCAUACCGGCCCGCCGGGGCCUUGGGCACCACUUCAACGCUCGCUGCAUGCACUGCAAUUCUGGCCAGCAUCAUCACAGGGCUCUGCCUAGGCUAUCUGGUGGUGUCACGGAAGAUGUGCAAUCGCUCUAUCGACCAGUGUGACAUCCUUGAGGAGGCCCUCAUGUUCAAUACCUUCUGGUUCGGCUUCUUUGCAUGCAUCUCCAUGGCUGUAUUCAGGGAGACGCACGCUCUGGCGGAUGCCCUUUCGAUGGAGGAGACCGAGCUUCCAGAGACCAGCGUCAGACCACGAGCAGAAACAGCCUAA
Molecule: messenger RNA, 384 nt
Organism: Auxenochlorella protothecoides
Lineage: Eukaryota; Viridiplantae; Chlorophyta; Trebouxiophyceae; Chlorellales; Chlorellaceae
Exons: 2
Coding region: 1-384 (127 amino acids)
Source: RefSeq, a predicted model, not a curated record